Harpegnathos saltator (Jerdon's jumping ant) is the source of this 3433-nucleotide messenger RNA. Its product is annotated as tetratricopeptide repeat protein 17. The coding region runs from base 237 to 2465 and encodes 742 amino acids. Gene Ontology annotation, biological process: actin filament polymerization. The transcript has 15 exons. Lineage: Eukaryota; Metazoa; Arthropoda; Insecta; Hymenoptera; Formicidae. Gene Ontology annotation, molecular function: protein binding. Gene Ontology annotation, cellular component: actin cytoskeleton; cytoplasm. The record is from RefSeq and is a predicted model, not a curated record.
ACUUUAACUUAAUGCACCAGUUCAGCAGUGCAUACAAAACGAACAGGCCUCAUAUUGGGAGAAAAUAAAAGACGCAAUAAGCGUUUUCGCGCGUUUCCUGCAAACUUUACGCGACACAUCUGACUGAAAAAUAACUCGCAAUUUUUGUAGCCAUGCUCCACGCUGGUGCGUUUUCUUCGGAAAAGACACAAAAUCGGUGAAGCAUAAAUAUCGCGUAUGGGGUUAUAUUGUGAAAAAUGCUACGAAACCGCGUGUUCCACAGGAUCGUCGCAUUAUUUGCGCUGAUAUUUAAAAUUUCAGCCACUAAACAUUGGAUCGUUACUGAAAAUGGGAAAAUUCAGCCGCAGCAUGACAGUGUUUUUGAUAUGCGUCGACCUUAUGAUCUCUUAGCAUUUUUGGAACAGGAGAAACGCAGAGAAACAGCCAAUGCCAUAUACAAGAGAAUUUCAAGGAAAGAAGUAUCCAUUGAUAAUCAGUUUGCAGACUUAGAUAUAGCUGAUACAGAAAGUUCAAAUCUGGAUUGUUUUUUAUGGGAUAAAUCAUUAGCUGAUAUUGAUAUAUAUGAUAGCAUAAUGAUUGAUCUUAAACACAGAAAUGGAAUAAGCAAGAAGGAUUAUACUUUAUACAAUAAAGGAGCCAAUGGUAAACAAACAGAGCCAAAUUGUCAAAAAACAUUUCCACUAGAUUUUAGUGUAUAUACAUUUGAACACCUUAAAGCAAUGCAAAAUCGAAAAAAUCUUACUCAACAUGAAGAACCUAGCUUGAUGAAGUACUUGCCACCAAAUACUGAUCUCAAUCAAUUUGGUUAUCAGCUCACUAACAGUCUGUCUCGCAAUAAAACAUCUUGGAUAUACUUGAAUCUGGCAUCACUUUAUUGGCGGAUCAAAGGCAACGCUUAUAAUGCUCUAGAAUGCAGCCGCAGAGCAAUCGUACAUGCUCCAAGGCAAUAUCGCGAUAUUCCACUUCUAACCACUGCUGGAAUUUUGCACGCUGCGAGAUAUUCCGGCGAAGCCGCUAUCGUUUUGCACAUGGCGAUAGACUAUAAUCCGUUGGAGAGUUAUCACCAUUUAGCAUUGGGUCAUGUGUACACAUCUCUUGGCGAUUUCGAUCGAUCCGCGGCGUGCUAUGAUAAUUGUUUGAAAUUGGCUCCUGAGACAACGGAGGCUAAGCAGAUGAAAUACGCUAUACUGUGUCAUCGUUUACUGGAAAUGACAUUAUUAUCAUUCAAUCAGCGUUUACGAGAUGUGCUGUCAGAGAUACAUGCAUAUCACGACUGGAAGGAGGAGUGGUUGAAGCUCUAUGAGCAUAUGCUCUGGGAACAGAAUAUUAAGUCCACCACGAGAGAGAUUAAACUCGCCUUUGCGCGUGAACAAAAUCUACAUUUGCUUGCUAUAAAUCCAAUCGAAAAGUAUAUCAACCACGAUCUCGGUAAUAAUGUCAUACUAUCUUAUGUGGAUGUGGGAGAUAGAAAGAAGAUAGCCGAGAAUAUGUUGCAGCACGUGCAUCUAAAUCUGCAUGUACUGAAGAAUCUGCAACAACCGGUGAAAGAACGCGAUCGUACUACACAAGACAUAUUAAUGGAACUAAAUAUGGAACAUACUCAUGCUUUCGCGACACCGACCAAGAGCCCAAAGUAUCACGACGUAGAAAUUAAGAAGGGAAACAAAGAUUUCGAGGCUGAUUAUUGGCCGAGGAUAUCUGAUUGCGACGGUUCUAUGCUGACGUUCGGAGAUGGAAAGCAAUAUUUGCCGAUAUAUUUGUCUCCAGAAAAUAAAGGCUAUGCAAUACAUUUGUUCGUAAACGAAUUGAUCGAUAUAGAACCGGGAAAAAAACAUCCACUGCCAUGGCAUCCACCCAUAUGCCAAGCGCCUAAGUUAUUUGACGAAAAGUAUAUCACAGACUCAUUACUGGACGCGACGACGCAGCAACAUUCGUCGGACGCUUCUUUAAAAUCAUUCCUACAUAGUUUGGUGCAAACUGCGGAAUCGGCAGAGAUUGGUCAGAGGAUUUUGACAGCAAUCGAGGCGAAAAUAGUUCCUUGGGUGUUGUCUGUGCUCGCAUCAUUGCAUUGGAGGACAGUAGGGAAGCCUCGUUUAGCCUUAGAUUGUCUUCAAUUGGCGUUGGACGAAGUUCCUGGAGAAUUCAGGGAUGUUCCUUUAGUUAGUAUAGCUUCGAUACACCAGAAAAUGGGCUUGAUUGAUGACGCUUUGAGGAUUACAAAAGAAGCCCUGCGUAUCAAUGCUGUGGAGCCAAUGACUAAUUUUUUAUUUGGUAUAUUAUUGAAUGUAAAAGGAAAUCACACGGGGGCAAUGCAUUACUUGAAACAAGCAUUGAGAGUGGAUUUACAUCUGUAUGACGAUAAGGCAUUAAUGUUGUUGAAAACGUUAGCCUGUCGCGAAAAAUUUAACGUUAUCACCGGUGAUCAUUCAGAUUUUCAUAAGAUAUAUAUAAUCUAUUCUCGUUGAAUGACGUAGGAAUUGAAUCGUAGGAAUUUUAAGAUAAACGGAAAAAUAAAGGAUUAAGAGAAAAUAUGGGUAAUUGUGAUGUAUAACGGAAGUCAUAUUGUCAUAACCACGGGCUGUGAGAAAUAAGGAAUUAAUUCACAUAAACGUACCAUGAGCCUAUCAACUGUAUUAUUUACUAAGUACAAUCUGUAAACGAACGACGCUCUUUUGCGCAAACGACAAGUCAAGAACUGUAACUACCGCAUUAAUUAUACUUCGAGGCAGAAACCGGAGGGAUCAGCGCUACUCAGCUGCACGAGCCAUGUAGAUGCCAGUAAAAUUUUGGACAAUGUUUUUCGUGCGAAUUUACUAGCUAAUUAAUACUAGGUAGCUCGCAUGAAUAAUUUACAAAUUCAUACAAGGGCACACCGCACAAAGUGUCUGAUUGGACGUUCGACAAAAUGUCUGACAAUCAGAAAGAAUUCUAUUAGUCGAAUAAGGACGAAUGUGACAAGUUCAAGUACGAGGAGACCGAUUACCUUUCUAUUCAUAUUUUAUAAGUUUAUGUGAUGAAACAUGAUGUAUGUAUGUAACCAGCAAAUCACGACGAGAGAGAUCAUUCUGUCUGAAACAGAAAUAGUGCAGAAUUUUUUAGUCGACACUUAAUUUUAGCCUCAAAGGAUCGUUGGACAACAAUAUCUCGGCUUGAUUUGCGACAAGAGUAAUCCUGUGAUGAGUCAUGUGACUGAGAUGGUGCAAUUCUCGCACUUGCUGCGACAUAAAGCCGAACUCGGUAUGGAGUAGUAAUUGAUGAUGAUAACUGGAAUGUAAACCAAUACAUUGUAAGAACUUGGGAUCAAAAUCAUGUUCGUGUUGCGAAGCAUUCCUUGGACCUUGGCGAUAGUUGUGUCGUUUUAUUGGUGCAUAGCAGGCGAUAAUUGCAACACACUAGAUUGCGUGUGAUAAGGCCUAAAGAACAUCCUGAAGGA